AUGUCGGAGCUGAGCAUGUCGCACGUGCAGAAAGCCAUCGAUGAACUGCAAGAGAAACGAAACGAAGCGAUUGAAUACACGACUGAGAACAGGAAAUCUUUAGACGUUAUCCCAGAGGCGGAUGAUUUAGAUCAAUUAGAAAGAGAGGAAGAGGAAGAGUCCAGCUCAGUGAGCGUGUUGUUGGGUGGACAAAUAAGCGAGUUGGCGUUAGCGAACGCGAAGAAAAAUACGAAACCGAAACCGCCGACGUUUGGGAGUUGUUCUUCUACGUCUGACUGUCAAGGGGAUCGAAUGUUUUGCAUCGACGGUAAGUGCAGAUGUCCGGUGUUCUUUCCAGAUGGAGAAAAUUGCGACGUGCCGAGGGAGCCAGAAGAUGGAGACUGGUGUUUGACGCCGCUCAAAGAGUGGCCGAAAGCUGGGCCGAAAUACAAGAAGAACAAGAAAGUGUUGCACGACUUUAGCACGUGCGCGAUUGUAGGGUCCGCGGGAACGAUGCGAAACUCAAACUUAGGCGGCGAAAUUGACGCACACACUGCGGUCUUUCGAUUCAACGAGGCGCCACACAAAGGCUACGAGAAAGAUGUCGGUUCAAAGACGACGCUUCGAUUCCAAAAUCGCGACCGAUCGGGAUUCGCAGAGAAGGAUGGAGAAAUUUGCGUCGUUCGGGAAGGGAAGUGGUACAAGGGACAAAACUCGAAGGGAAAGUGUAGAUUAGAACAAAUGCCGGAUAAGGUGGAAAAGUACGUCGACGGACACUGGAAAGUACACAAAACAAACGCGCCGAAGGAUGUUGGACGACCGUGGAUGAGUAACGGGAUGGCGGGCAUCACGUUUGCAAUGCACAUGUGCGCACGAGUCGAUGUCUAUGGUUUCACUUUCGGUACCGGGUAUUAUUUCAAGAAGUAUUUAGGUAAAGCUAAGGAUUGGGGACGUCCAGGUGGGUUUAUUCGCCCGCCAAGCAAAGGUUUAGCGAACAGACACUCGUGGAUAAAAGAGCGAGAGUGUUUAUUAAAGCUAUCGGAAGAGCUUCCGAAUUCAGUUAUCGUACACGAGUCCGCUCAAAAGGGCGGCAGAGGUGGUGGUUUCGCACAUUCGACGAAAGGACGUCGUUUAUUGUUGAACGAUACGGCAACGAUGCACUGA
Messenger RNA from Bathycoccus prasinos, 1143 nucleotides. Its product is annotated as beta-galactosidase alpha-2,6 sialyltransferase. Bases 1 to 1143 code for a protein of 380 amino acids. The transcript has a single exon. NCBI's taxonomy places the organism in Eukaryota, Viridiplantae, Chlorophyta, Mamiellophyceae, Mamiellales, Bathycoccaceae. Gene Ontology annotation, molecular function: sialyltransferase activity. The record is from RefSeq and is a predicted model, not a curated record.